AUGGAAGAAGAUCAAGAUCACAUUAGAAUACCAGUUAUAAUUGAUAAAGAAGAACAAAUAAUAAAAGAAUCGACAUUAUUUACAAAAUAUGCAGCAAUUAGUCAGGACGAAUCAUUUAUAGUUAUCCUUGACAGUAUGUUUCUGCUUUCCGAAGAACAUUCUAAAUCAUUAACAUUUAUUGAAAAUCAAAAAGUGUUGAUGAAAUCGGAUGAUUUUUCAAAUUGGUCUAUUGCUGUGUCAAAUGAGCAUCAAGAAAGAUUUAGAUUGGUCGCUAUAUCUUGCAUAAGUCAAGGUGAUAUGCAAGAUCUGUCAGGUUCGGAAAAUUAUAGUAGUUGUGGUUUUACCAAAAUAUGGAUGAUCAGAAACGACUUUGAUAUCAAUGAGUGCAAUAUAGAAAUAGAAAAUG
Messenger RNA from Dentiscutata heterogama, 406 nucleotides. The record is from the annotation of a GenBank genome assembly. Lineage: Eukaryota; Fungi; Glomeromycota; Glomeromycetes; Diversisporales; Gigasporaceae.